This is a messenger RNA of Chironomus riparius, 1501 nucleotides long. The record is from the annotation of a GenBank genome assembly. NCBI's taxonomy places the organism in Eukaryota, Metazoa, Arthropoda, Insecta, Diptera, Chironomidae.
UUUUGUCAGUGAGACGUGCUCGUAAGUUUUGUUUAAAAUUAUUUACUUUAACAUAGAUUUUAACAUAUAUUGAUAGCUAAGGAGAAUUGUGAUAUAAAGCAUGCGCGAAGUACUUUCAUUACACAUUGGACAAGCUGGUGUUCAAAUCGGUGAGUCUUGCUGGGAACUAUUUACGCUUGAGCAUGGAAUUAAUGGAGAUGGAACUUUGAUGCCUGGAACAAAAAUCGAUGAUAAUAUGAAGACAUUCUUUAGUGAUACAAAAAGUGGCAAAGUCGUUCCGCGUGCCUUGUUUGUUGAUUUCGAGCAGAGUGUAAUUGACAGAAUUAAAAAUGGAGCAUAUAGAUCGCUUUAUAAUCCAAAUUAUAUGAUUACUGGAAAGGAAGAUGCAGCUAAUAACUAUGCAAGAGGUCAUUAUACAAUUGGUCGUGAAUAUAUUGAGCAAGUGAUGGAACAAACUAGAAAAUUAUCUGAAAAUUGUGAUGGAUUUCAAGGAUUUCUCAUUUAUAAUUCAUAUGGUGGCGGAACUGGAAGUGGAUUCUCAUCACUCUUGACUGAACGCUUAGCUAGUGAUUUUGGCAAGAAAUGUCGUCUUCAAUUUGCUGUUUAUCCAGCACCAAGAAUUGCUUCUGCUGUAGUUGAGCCUUAUAAUGCUGUAUUAACAACACACAGCACAUUAGAUCAUAGUGAUUGCACCUUUAUGGUUGAUAAUGAAGCUAUUUAUGAAAUAUCUACAAAGAAAUUGAAUGUUCCAUUGCCAACUUACACAAAUCUUAAUCGUCUUGUUGCUCAAGUUGUAUCAUCAGCAACUGCUUCUCUGAGAUAUAAAGGAGACAUGAAUGUUGAUUUGAAUGAAUUCCAAACUAAUCUGGUUCCCUUUCCUCGAGUUCACUUCCCAUUAGUCUCAUUUGCGCCCCUAUCUUCAGCUCAUCGAGCUUUUCACGGUUCCAACACGAUUUCGGACAUAACAAAUGAAGUUUUCGACAACAACAAUAUAAUGGUAAAGUGUGACUUGGCAAAAGGAAAGUUUAUGAGCUGUUGUAUGCUUUAUCGCGGGGAUAUCGUCCCUAAAGAUGUCAAUGCAGCCAUAUCAACUUUGAAGUCAAAGAAGCACAUCACAUUUGUUGAAUGGUCUCCAACAGGUUUUAAAAUUGGUGUUAAUGAAUCUAAGCCGUGCUUUAUACCUGGCGGUGAUAUGUUAAAUACAUCAAGAGCUGUUUGCAUGCUAGCUAAUUCUACAUCAAUUUCUGAAGCAUGGACACGUCUAGAUCAGAAAUUUGAUUUAAUGUAUAAUAAACGAGCUUUUGUUCAUUGGUUUGUUGGUGAAGGAAUGGAAGAAGGUGAAUUUACAGAAGCACGCGAAAAUUUGGCAUCUUUAGAAAAGGACUAUGAAGAGGUUGCUGGCGAUUUAUAUGAUGAUGAUGUUGCUGAAGAUUUUGGAGAGGAAUAUUAAUAAUAUCUGUGGAUUUCAAGAAAUAAGACUCAACAGUUACUUGAUUUCAAC